GAACAUGGUUGAGAAAGGGGAAACAACGACUCGCGUGGUCAAAACACACUUGACAGUAUGUGAAAUAAUCUUUUGACUGUCAUGUCAACAAGAUAACUGACUCAACAUGGCAGACUCCGUGAGAGAUCGAAUGUUAAUGCCGCCUCCGUUAUCCCCUGGAUCGUCCAAUAGACAUGAGCCAUCGAGUACUAUACACACAAAUAUUAUUAUGUCUGAUGCUACAAGUGUCGUAACAUCACGCGCGUCAUCGCUUAAGUCUAGUGCAUUUUCAGAGUACCAAGUUAUGGGUCAGACAGAUAGACGGAGAUGAGUGCUGGGCAUGCGGCACUGAACCACCUCACAUUUGCCACAUUGUCGCGCAGGAAGAUUGACAGGUCAUGGGUGCUCUACCCCAGGGUGCUC
This is a messenger RNA of Aspergillus alliaceus, 402 nucleotides long. RefSeq lists its product as uncharacterized. The coding region runs from base 107 to 310 and encodes 67 amino acids. The record is from RefSeq and is a predicted model, not a curated record. The transcript has 2 exons. Lineage: Eukaryota; Fungi; Ascomycota; Eurotiomycetes; Eurotiales; Aspergillaceae.